Penicillium robsamsonii is the source of this 1047-nucleotide messenger RNA. Its product is annotated as FAD-dependent oxidoreductase. Lineage: Eukaryota; Fungi; Ascomycota; Eurotiomycetes; Eurotiales; Aspergillaceae. Gene Ontology annotation, molecular function: D-amino-acid oxidase activity; FAD binding. The coding region runs from base 1 to 1047 and encodes 348 amino acids. The record is from RefSeq and is a predicted model, not a curated record. The transcript has 3 exons.
AUGUCGAAAAUCACCAUUCUAGGCGCCGGGAUCACCGGUAUGUCAAUUGCUAGUCAAUUGCCUAAAGGUGCAGAUGUUACCAUCCUGGGCGAAUUUCUUCCGGGGGACCCUAUGGAUCAGCGCUAUGUGAGCCAGUGGGCAGGCGCUAUAUGGCUUGGUGUUCAUGAUUUGCCACUGCGGGAACAGGAGAUGCAGCUGAACAGCUUCUCGGAACUAUGGCGUAUUGCCGAGCGAUACCCCGAGUCCGGCGUUCGCCAGAUUGAGAUGACUGAGGUCAUGGAUAUUGGUGACCCAGCAAAGGUUUGGUAUCAAGGAAAGCUUCCAGGUUUCCGCUUUUUAGCACCUUCUGAAUUGCCAGACGGCGCGAAAUGGGGUACCAAAUUUCAGACGGUCGUCAUUACACCCCCCAUCUUCCUCCCAUGGUUCCGAGAGAGACUGGAGCAGCGGGGUAUCAAGUUUAAGCGAACGUACGUUAAGGCGUUACGAGACUUGAAGGGGCUUGGUUCCGAUGUCCUUAUCAACGCGACAGCUUUCGGAUCCAGAAAUCUCCUUGACGUACAAGAGACGCGCAUCGCUUCCAUGCGGCAACAAAACCUUCGAAUUCGGAAGGAGGGCUAUAAUCGCUUAUAUAUCCGUCGAGGUAAGGAUGGAUACUAUUCCACUGCAUUUGCUCGUGGCGAUGGUACCAUCUAUAUUGGAGGAAUCAAAACCCAGGGUAGCCACGACUUCGAGCCCAACUUGGAGCACCGUAAGCUGAUCAUGAAGCGCCAGCACGAAAACCAGCCUGAUGUUUUCCCAUCACCCGACGUCAAAGACUACGAUUUCAUCACCGAUCACGUUGGCGUAUUUCCUUUCAUAGAAGCAAAAAAUGGCGGCGUUCGCGUGGAAAAGGAGGUCAUCCAAGGACAAAAGGUCAUUCACGCGUACGGACAAGAAGCUGGUGGUUAUACAUUCAGCUUUGGUCUUGCCCAGCAGGUCUCAAACUAUGUCCAGGAGUAUUUGAGCGAACUGCCCAAAUCGGCAGAACCUAUCCCAAGCAAGCUGUAA